AAAUAUAUACAAUCUAAAUUAAUUUAUUAUGGAAUUAUCAAAAAUGAAUCCUAAAGAAAAUAAAAGAAAUUUAUGGAAAAGAGUUUAUGGAGGUAAAUAUCAGAAACAUGUUACAAUUUAUACUGUUGGUUCAACUGCUGAAUCAACAGAAGAGAUAGAUGAAAAAAUAGUUUAUAUGGAAGAUUUUGAAAAAAGAAAGCAAGCAUAUGGAAUAUGUGGUGAAUGUAAUGAACCUGGUACAGGAGAAGAUUGGUGCCAACCUUGUAAUGCUAAAAGAUUAAAGGAUAACUUUAAAAAUUGGACUAGCGGAAAUAAAAAUAUUGAUGAAUUUAUACAACAAUCACAACUUAAUGCUGUGCACUAUAAAAAAUAUUUUGAAUGGAUACCUUUUGAAAAUUUUAGAGAUAUCGUUUAUAUUACCAGAGGUGGAUUUGGUAAAAUUUAUUUAGCUGAAUGGCCUGAAGGAUAUAUUGAAUAUUGGGAUAUUAAAAAUGGAAAAGAAUUAGUGAUAUAA
Molecule: messenger RNA, 514 nt
Organism: Rhizophagus irregularis DAOM 181602=DAOM 197198
Lineage: Eukaryota; Fungi; Glomeromycota; Glomeromycetes; Glomerales; Glomeraceae
Source: RefSeq, a predicted model, not a curated record